UUUGUCUCCGUUUGCCUGUCAAUACUGCAUUGCCUGUCCUGCUCCUCCUACAACACUGUAUUGCUCCUUGCAGUCCUUCAAAUACCCUCGAGAAGAACCGACGAGCGUUCGCGAGCUCCCUCUACAGCCACGCCAGAAUGGCAGACAGAUACUCAUUUUCACUCACCACAUUCUCGCCCAGCGGCAAACUCGUCCAGAUAGAAUAUGCUCUGAACGCAGUAAAUCAAGGUGUCACGUCGUUAGGCAUAAAAGCAACCAACGGCAUCGUCCUCGCGACCGAGAAGAAGUCGUCAUCACCUCUAAUCGAUCCUCCUUCCCUUUCGAAAGUAUCCCUCAUCACACCCAACAUCGGCAUGGUCUACAGCGGUAUGGGCCCGGAUUAUCGAGUGCUGGUCGAUAAAGCUCGCAAAGUCUCACACACGAACUACAAGCGCAUCUACAACGAAUACCCACCGACACGGAUAUUGGUUCAGGAUGUGGCCCGAGUGAUGCAAGAGGCUACACAAUCCGGUGGCGUACGGCCCUACGGUGUGAGUCUGCUGAUAGCAGGAUGGGAUGAUGGGAUUGAGCCAGAGACCGUCGCUGCGAAAGAGGGCGAGACCGAAGCAGAGGCCAAACUGGCAAGCAGGAAAACGGGCGGCAUCCUGAAGGGCGGGCCCAGCCUUUACCAGGUCGAUCCCAGUGGUAGUUAUUUCCCUUGGAAGGCCACGGCAAUUGGAAAGAGUGCGACGAGUGCAAAGACCUUUUUGGAGAAGCGAUAUAACGACUCUCUGGAGCUGGAGGAUGCCAUUCACAUCGCGCUGCUAACGCUCAAGGAGACCAUCGAAGGGGAAAUGAAUGGCGACACAGUGGAGAUCGGUAUUGUGGGUGAGCCUGCCAACCACCUUCUCGGGUACGAGGGCGUGGAGGGCGCGGUGGGCCCAAGAUUCCGCAAACUCAGCAAAGAGGAGAUAGAAGACUAUCUGACGAAUCUGUAAGAAUAAAGCUGGACGUUGGGUGCGCAAGCAGAGACUUCAAAAGAGGGUUCCGGUGCCGGAAAAUGUGCUUUCCCUUGCUUCACACUCUUUGGCGCCGUGGUGCCGACCUCAAGAGAAGGAUAUGUCUUUGAGGCUGAUGCAUUAGGGGCGCCAGCUUCUCUUCACCCAUCCACAUAGGGAGGUACGCAUGGUUAUCGGCGCAGGUCGGGACUGGUCUCGAGGAAGGACAGGCUGAGAAGCUUUUUGAGAAGCAUGCAACCAUCAAACCCAAGCAAUUGGAACUCCUACUCGUACAGCCUGGGUUGUCUCAGAUCCAGCCAGCACUCUGCAAUCGCUUUGAGUCCAUCGUUCCGGGGCCACCA
Cladophialophora immunda is the source of this 1339-nucleotide messenger RNA. RefSeq lists its product as uncharacterized. The coding region runs from base 138 to 977 and encodes 279 amino acids. Gene Ontology annotation, biological process: ubiquitin-dependent protein catabolic process. NCBI's taxonomy places the organism in Eukaryota, Fungi, Ascomycota, Eurotiomycetes, Chaetothyriales, Herpotrichiellaceae. The transcript has 5 exons. The record is from RefSeq and is a predicted model, not a curated record. Gene Ontology annotation, cellular component: proteasome core complex; proteasome core complex, alpha-subunit complex.